Messenger RNA from Morchella importuna, 2541 nucleotides. RefSeq lists its product as uncharacterized. Gene Ontology annotation, molecular function: protein binding. NCBI's taxonomy places the organism in Eukaryota, Fungi, Ascomycota, Pezizomycetes, Pezizales, Morchellaceae. The record is from RefSeq and is a predicted model, not a curated record. The transcript is spliced from 8 exons. Bases 1 to 2541 code for a protein of 846 amino acids.
AUGGCAGAAGUACUUGCACUAACCUCUGCGAUCAUCGCAAUAAUCAAAAUCACUGCGGACGUAACGAAGCUAGCGUAUCAGUAUAUAAACGACAUCCAGAAGGCGCCCGAAUCUAUUAGGAUAUUCUUGAGUGAAAUUCAAUCGCUCACUCAAGUUCUGAAUCUCUUAGAGGAACAUUGUAAGAAAAACCCCCAUCUAAGCGCAAUCCAGAUGCUCGAGGGGCCAUUGAAUGAAUGCGUAACGGAAAUGAAAAUGCUUGCAAAAAAUCUCGAACCGAAGAAUAGUGCUAGCUGGUGGAAAAGAAGCAUUGUUAGAUUGAAGUGGCCGCUGAAAGACGGAGAGAUGUCGGAGUAUUUGUCGAGGAUCGAGCGGUUCAAAACUACAAUUAUAUUGGCAAUAGGGACAGCAAACCAAUCUCAACAGGCGGCUAUUAUGCACGGUAUGCGAUAUGUGAUCGAGAAUAAUAGCCCCAUAGAGGCGAAAGCCCUGAUUGAACUAGAAAAGCGAGAACUGAUCCUCCGAUGGUUAUUCUCGAAAGCAUUUGACCAGAGACAUACCGAAAUCAGUAAGAGAAGGCAAGAAAACAUUGGCCAGUGGCUACUAGAGUCACAGGAAUUCGAGAAUUGGACCAAUGAUACGGAUUCACGACUGCUGUGGGUUCAUGGCCUGGCUGGAUCAGGCAAAACUUUUAUGACAUCUUUCAUAAUCGACCGCCUUCAAACUUCACAAGAAGUCUAUGGAGUAGCCUAUGUUUAUUUCGAUUACAAAGACCAAGACCAACAGAAAAUUACGUCCGUGCUUGAAAGCCUAGGGAAGCAGUUGGCCCAUCAAACGCACCAAUAUUUACCUAAAGAGCUUGAGUAUCUAUACGACGAACUUUCGUACCAGCAGCAGCGACCCUCUCUCGAGCAACUAUACCAGAUCCUCCUUAAACUUACAAGCUGUUUUGAUAAAACUUUCAUUAUCUGUGAUUCCUUGGAUGAAUAUCAAGGCCGGCGAAAGGAACUCUUGCUGCUAUUCCAUCGAAUGGAAGGGAACGGUAUCAGGUUGUUCUUAACUAGCCGCGAGAAUUGCAAUGAUGUAAAAGAGUCCUUUCAAAAUUCGGCGAAGAUCAAGUUUUGCGCAAGUGAUAAGGAUUUAGCGAGCUAUAUUGAACUAGAAGUAAGAGGUCUUGACGUGCCCGCGGUAUAUAAACCUCGGGUUGUCUCCGAGCUUACCACUUGUUCCAACGGAAUGUUCCUGCUUGCCCACUUCCACAUAAAACACCUAUAUGAGCAGAACGGAAAAGAUCAAAUUCUCAAACAACUCGAAUACCUCAAAACUACCACUACUCUCGGACAUCUCUUUGUGACCCAGAAGUUACUACAGAAAAACAGCACUAAAAUUAACGCUCCCAAUGACGACGGAAAAACACCGACGCUAAUAGCCGCGAUAGAAGGUCAUGAUAAAAUAGUAGAUCUUCUGCUCAAAAGGGGAGCUGACCCCUCGAUCCCAGAUAAACAUGGUGUCGAUCCAACUAUUGCAGACCGUAGAGGUUGUACGCCACUUUAUUGGGCAGCUUCUCGGGGGCUGGAAAGGGAAAGUCGUAUUCUGAUCGAGAAGGGUGCAGACGUUAAGGAUGGAGACGACAAAGGAAGGAUGGCGCUACACGUUGCCGCUUUACAUGGGCACGGAUCAGUAGUGCAGUUAUUACUCGAGAAUGGGGCCAAAACAUCAGUUGUUGAUAAAGCUGGGAAUACGCCACUUCACAUGGCGGCAGAGUGUGGUCAUUUGGAUAUAAUCCAGUUACUCUUGGAUAAGGGUGCUGAUAUCACUGCUGUAACGAAUGAGGGGAAUACUGUGCUACACAGCGCAGCAGCUGGAGGGGAGGAGAAGGCGAUAUUAGCUAUACUCCAGAUGCGUAAUAUUCGCAUUUCUGAUGUGAAUAAUAAAGGACGCACACCAUUGCACCUAGCAGCGUCCACAGGACGUGAAAAGAUAGUAAAAUUACUUCUUGAACGUGGUGGCAAUGUCUCAAGUGUAGACAAGGCGGGGUGGACAGCCCUUCAUCAUGCAGCCGAAAAGGGACACGACGCAGUGGUUCGGAUCCUGCUUGAAAAUCACGGCAAUCCAUCCUCUGCAGGUAAAGAUGGGGCCACUGUACUUCAUCGAGCAGUUAUAUAUAAAUCAACUGUUAAACUAUUGCUAGAGAAAGGCGCCGAUAUCACAAAGGCGGACAAUCGUGGACGGACGGUGCUACACUGGGCAUGUUCUUUAGAAGCGUUAGGUCUAGAUCAUGUAGUCGCGUUACUCUUGGAGAGAAAUGCGAGCUUGUCACACGCAGAUGAUGAGGGACGUACAGCACUGCAUUUUGCAGCGUUUUUGGGCCAUAAAACUAUAGUUCAAUUGUUGAGAAAAGCGGGUGCCGAUAUCUCGGCUGAGGAUAAUAGGGGGCAGACAGCAUAUCAGGUAGCUGUGGCAAAAAAACAUGAUGUGUCAAUCAUUGAACUUUUGAAGCCCUCAGUAGGCCGUAACGACCGAGAAAUCUAUGCGACUAGAUGA